GGCAAACACAGUUCGGCCCUUUCCUCACUGCCACUAAGCUACUACUUCUAGCAUUGCCUUCAUCAACCUAUUGUCACGGUGAUACUCAUGACACGCUGACAUUUCCGCCCAAGUCUUUUAUAUAUGCGUGGGGCUGGUAAGGAUGCCCACACCUUCGUGCAUCUACCAGGCUGUAGACAGCUGUAGAUCUUAUCUUUUUCCAUGGCUUCCAACAUUUCAGUGGAUGCCGCUGCUUUACUGGCACUGGUGCUGGAGGGCGUUACAUACGGUGAGCUCUACACAAGGGGCUUCUUCGUCCGAUGCCCACCAAGUUAAUUUUUUCUCCCUAGGUUUUUCGGUUCUCAUGUUUAUCGGUACUAUCUGGGCUUUGACCUACAAACAACGCAUACACGACAUCAGUCACCCAAUCACUGUGGUGGCCAUCCUGCUGUUCAUACUGAGUACUGCGCACAUGAUCGUGAAUAUCAUUCGUGUUGAAGAUGGACUAGUGAAAUAUCGCGACACAUUCCCGGGUGGGCCAGUGGCGUUCUUUGCCGACCCUUCUCAAUACACAUUUACGAUUGGGAAUGCGUUAUACGUCUUGCAAACUCUACUGGCUGAUGGGGUAGUGAUUUAUCGAUGUUAUAUUGUAUGGCAAUCAGUCUGGGUCAUCGUCGUACCAAGCAUGUUGUGGUGCAGUGUUGCAGUGUCUGGUGUUGCUAUAAACUAUACUUUGUCGCAAGUAACAAGUGACUUCAGUCAAAUCUAUGAAAACGAACGUGGAACACCUGCACAUUGGGUUAAUGCAUUCUACGUCUCAGCUAUUGCAACAAAUUUGUUGAGUUCAGCGUUACUUGCGUAUCGCAUCUGGAUGGUCGAACGUAAUGUCUCUACAAUUCGCGCUAAAAAGAACACUAUGGUGCCAAUUGUGCGCGUGCUUGUGGAUUCUGCUGUUUUGUACUCUGUGGCGCUCUUCACCGCAUUAAUCACCUAUGUGUGCUCGAACAAUGGACAGAAUAUCAUAUUGGACAUGCUCGCGCCCAUCAUAUCGAUCGCCUUCUAUAUGGUCCUUAUUCGUAUCGCGAUCAAUAGAAGACAUCACAGCCAUACGAACGAUGAAACAGAAUUAGGCAAUUUGCAACGGCGUCCUAUGCAGCCCUUGCAGGUCCAUGUAUUAAAAAUCUUGCGUGAUGACAGUAACGCAGUGUGUGGAAUAGGGAAUAGAGAAUAGAGACCCGCCAUCGACAUUCACAGCAGAGUCCAGAAAGGGCUCCCUAGAAUUGUAACCAAAUCGAACGUGUCCUGUAUGUCGUUUAUUUUGUGUUUCCCCAUAGUUUUGUUUGUGCUUCUGCUUAAACGUGUCUAUCAGAUCCAUACAAGGCCGUUUCUGAACCACGG
Suillus bovinus is the source of this 1377-nucleotide messenger RNA. RefSeq lists its product as uncharacterized. The transcript has 6 exons. The record is from RefSeq and is a predicted model, not a curated record. Lineage: Eukaryota; Fungi; Basidiomycota; Agaricomycetes; Boletales; Suillaceae. Bases 143 to 1210 code for a protein of 355 amino acids.